UUCAGCUGUAACUCUUCCGUUAUCUUACUCUCUUAAAACUACAUCUCCCAGCAUGCUCUGAAGCUAAUCUGACCUCAUUUCAAAUGGCCCCGUAGGGCAACAAGGCUGGUUAGUUUUGACCCUGCUGCUUGUGCCUUGAAAAAAAAUCGAUGCCAAUUGGCAGCCAUUUGGGCUUUUAUAUCUGUUAAGCUCUUUUUUUGAACUGUAGUCAUUAAAUGAAGGGAUUUGGUAUGGGAGGGCCCAUUCAUUCCCUCAGCUGGGCGAGGGACCAGGCAAACUGUCUCCGGCAAUCUAAAUAAGAGGGAAUGUUGAACAGGGAACACCGCUGGGGCCGAACAGAGGCGCAGGAACCGGAGCCCAGGCUGUGUCCGCAAACUGUCGGGUCCGGACUUUGGCUCAGGGACGGUCGGAAGUGGGAGAUGGAGAUGCCAGAGGAACCGGCCGAUAGUGGGCAUUCGCUGCCCCCGGUUUAUAUUUAUAGUCCCGAGUAUGUCAGCAUUUGCGACUCUCUCGUCAAGAUCCCCAAACGGGCCAGUAUGGUCCACUCUCUGAUCGAAGCAUAUGCCCUGCACAAACAAAUAAGGAUAGUGAAGCCCAAAGUGGCCUCCAUGGAGGAUAUGGCCACCUUCCACACUGAUGCCUAUCUGCAACAUCUCCAAAAGGUCAGCCAAGAAGGUGAUGAGGACCAUCCGGACUCUAUAGAAUACGGACUAGGUUAUGACUGCCCAGCCACAGAAGGAAUAUUUGACUAUGCGGCUGCUGUGGGAGGAGCUACAAUCACUGCUGCCCAGUGCCUGAUUGACGGGAAGUGUAAAAUAGCGAUUAACUGGUCUGGAGGGUGGCAUCACGCAAAGAAGUAAGGAAAUGCCUUUCUGCCUUCUUACUCUUUCCCUGGUCAAUCUCUCAGUUAGAUAAACCUGUACACUUGUUA
Molecule: messenger RNA, 931 nt
Organism: Microtus oregoni (creeping vole)
Lineage: Eukaryota; Metazoa; Chordata; Mammalia; Rodentia; Cricetidae
Product: histone deacetylase 8-like
Exons: 4
Coding region: 306-860 (184 amino acids)
Molecular function (GO): histone deacetylase activity
Source: RefSeq, a predicted model, not a curated record